Molecule: messenger RNA, 1861 nt
Organism: Lampris incognitus (smalleye Pacific opah)
Lineage: Eukaryota; Metazoa; Chordata; Actinopteri; Lampriformes; Lampridae
Gene: tmed2
Product: transmembrane p24 trafficking protein 2
Exons: 4
Coding region: 192-797 (201 amino acids)
Biological process (GO): intracellular protein transport; Golgi organization; endoplasmic reticulum to Golgi vesicle-mediated transport
Cellular component (GO): Golgi apparatus; COPII-coated ER to Golgi transport vesicle; endoplasmic reticulum
Source: RefSeq, a predicted model, not a curated record
AUAGACGUACGUGGCACUCAGGAAGUCGUGCGCGCUGGGCGCUGACGUUCUUACGUCGGAAGCGUGGGGAAGUUAGCGCGUCGGUGCUCGGCUCUUGUCCCGUAAACUGGCUCGUUGGCUCGUUGGACACGCGUUAUAUUGGACCGGUUGUCAUUUAAACGUAAACGGCAGCCAGAAAACACGACCCCGCUAUGUUCGCGCUGUCGGAGCUCGUCGUCCUCCUCGCCGUGUUGCUCGCCGGCGCGUCGGGCUACUUCGUUAGCAUCGACGCCCACGCCGAGGAGUGCUUCUACGAGCGGGUCAACUCCGGGACCAAGAUGGGCGUCAUGUUUGAAGUUGCCGAAGGGGGCUUCCUUGAUAUCGACGUUGAGAUAACCGGCCCUGACAAUAAGCAGAUUUACAAAGGGGACAGGGAGUCCAGUGGGAAGUACUCUGUUGCAGCACACAUGGAUGGAACCUACAAGUUCUGCUUUAGCAACAAAAUGUCCACCAUGACACCCAAGAUUGUCAUGUUCACUAUUGAUAUCGGAGAGGCACCCAAAGGCCAAGACAUGGAGACGGAAGCCCACCAGAACAAGCUGGAGGAGAUGAUCAACGAACUGGCCGUUGCCAUGACCGCUGUAAAGCACGAGCAGGAGUACAUGGAGGUCCGUGAAAGGAUACACAGAGCAAUCAAUGACAACACAAACAGCAGAGUGGUGCUGUGGUCGUUCUUCGAAGCCCUCGUCCUUGUUGCCAUGACGCUUGGACAGAUUUACUACCUGAAGAGGUUUUUUGAAGUGCGACGAGUGGUAUAGCAAGGGAAAGGAUCCAUCUGUGUCCAUCUCCAUUUUCUUCAAGUAAUUUUCACCUGGAAGUGGAACCGGUCUUUUUCAGUACAACUCUCAAUAAAAGUGGAUCUCUCCCCGACCUUACCCAUUUGGUUUCAUCAUGUCAUCGUCAUGGUUGUUUGCUAUCUGAACUGGAGGCCUAAAGAUUCUUGGAUUGAUUGAUGGCGCCAUUGAUUACCUUUGUCAUGAUUUUAAUGAAUCAUUCAACUUGGCUAUUUACAUACUUGAUAACUAUUUAUGGAGCCGAUUUGAAUGAUAAAGAUGAAACAUGAAAAAGUGCGUCAGCGUGUGUUGUCAUGUGCUCGUUAAGGGUCCUAACCAAAUUGGAACAGGGCUUUGGUAGAUAUGUCAAUAUUUAACUGUACACUUGAUCUUUUGGCCUGUGUAAACAAACUGCACUUCUGAUAAGUAAAUCUCCCACUAUCAAACGUUUUCCUCAUCGUAAUCCGGCAAAACUACAGCUUGUUGAUUUUUUUUCCUUUUGUGGCUUUUGGGAUGUUUUUUGUUAACAAAGCUGAGAGUCUGUUUAAUGCCCUAAAAUCACGAAAAGCAGGCAGCGGCGGUUCAGCCUUGUCCCUAAGAAGUGGAGAGUUGAAGCGUUUCAGUGUUUUCUGCAAACCCUUAGAGAGCCGGUGCCGGUGGGUACGCGAGCGGGCUGUUGGUGCAGAAGGUUGGUGGUGGAGUGUUUGAAAUGCCUGCCGUGCGGUGGCACGGAGCACCCGAUGCUCACUGGUCCGCUUUUACUUGCCUCCGCUUUAAGCUAUACGUAUUUCCUUUUGUGGGGUUGCAGCUUUUAGAUUGUGGUAGUGUGCAGUUACGUACGGUUAAUUUUACCUGGCGCACGAGCUUGAAAGUAACAUCCUGGAAAUUGGUUACACAUCCAGCACAUCCGCGCAACACACAUGUUGUGUGAGCUUGACUUAUGCCCCAGUUUGAGUUUAACCGUCUCUGGUGAGAUCAGGUAAGAUAAGGUGUAAAUGCUGUGCUGUCUCUCCUCUCUGUGAUUAACAAUAAACCCUGAUCACUCUCCA